GAAUAAACAAAAGCAAGCCAGCAAAGUAAUGGCUUCGCUGUGCUUGAAUUCGCUGCCUAUGUCUCCCUCCUCCCACCCUCGGAAACUGACCGACUCUUCUUUAUCUUCUCUGUCGUCUGCUGUUGCUUUCACCAAUGGCAGCGCUGGAGAAGGAGCUGUGAAGCCGAUUGUCGUCAACGGGACUCCUCCUACGGUUGUUUCGGCUCCUGGUCGUCGGAUUAUUGCAGUUGGGGAUUUACACGGAGAUCUUGAUCAAGCAAGACGCGCACUUCAGAUUGGCGGUGUUUUGAGUUCAGAUGGGGAAGACUUAUGGACCGGUGAAGAUACGGUACUCAUUCAACUAGGAGAUGUGCUUGAUCGAGGUGAAGAUGAAAUAGCCAUCCUAUCCUUGUUGAGAUCAUUAGACAUACAAGCCAAAGCUGAAGGUGGAGCUGUUUUUCAGAUCAAUGGGAAUCAUGAGACUAUGAAUGUGGAAGGGGAUUUUAGAUACGUAGAACCUGGAGCAUUUGACGAGUGUGCUGGUUUCCUUGAAUACUUGAAUGGCAACAAAUAUGAUUGGGAAGAAGCAUUUGUUGGUUGGCAUGGUGUGUCUAAAAGAUGGAAAGGUGACCGGAAGAUGUCUGCAAAUUGGGGUCCAUGGAAUCUAGUAGAGAGACAAAAGGGGGUGAUUGCUAGAUCAGUCCUAUUUAGGCCUGGAGGUCCACUGGCAUGCGAGUUGGCACGACAUUCUGUUGUUCUCAAGGUUAAUGACUGGGUCUUUUGUCAUGGUGGCCUUCUUCCUCACCAUGUUGAAUAUGGGAUAGAGAGGAUGAACAUGGAAGUAUCUUACUGGAUGAGAGGUCUCAGCGAGACUGAUGGCAGUCCUCACAUCCCUUUUAUAGCAACAAGGGGAUAUGAUAGUGUUGUUUGGAAUCGCUUAUACUCUAGGGAUGUUUCUGAUUUGGAGGUUUAUCAAAUUGACCAGACACAAGCUAUUCUCGAAGAGACACUGCAAGUGCUAGGUGCCAAGGGGAUGGUGGUGGGCCAUACACCACAAUAUUCUGGGGCAAAUUGUGAGUACAAUUGCAGCAUAUGGCGUAUUGAUGUGGGAAUGUCCAGUGGAGUCCUUAAUUCAAGACCUGAGGUGAAAUAAAUAUAAUUCCUUUCAAAAGCUCUUCAACUGUUGGUUGUUUUCUUGUAAUGAUUUCUAGUCUCCAAGCUUCAAUACUGCCAACUGAGACAGAUUUAUAUUCGGUGAUGUUUGAUUUGAGUUCAGAAAGCCAUCAAAUGACUCAAAUUCUCUCUUGUUAACAAUGGUUAGAAUGCAAUGUUAAGAAUAAAUUUGAAGUAAUGGGAUUUUUCCUUGAUUCUGUUCACAAGGUUCUAGAAAUCAGAGAAAACAAAGCAAGAGUUCUAAGGAGCCGAAGGGACACGUUUCAUGAGCUACAGGUUGUUGAUUAUACAUAGGAACAAGCAAAUGAAUUACCCUGGGUUUUCUCACUUGACAUAUUAGAAACACCAUCAAUGCCUGUGGUGUUAAUUCUCCUGGGUCCUGGGAUUAACAUUUUCAAGAGUAAGAGAAGAUGCAAGGGAAGUUUGGGAAAUUUAAGAUGGUGAAAGCCGAGAGAUGUAAAGUCCAUGCCAUAUAUUAAGGAAAGAAAAUGGAUUUUGGAAUUCUACGUUGUAUCCAUUUAUUUUGUUUCAAAAUUUCCAGUAGAAGUACUUAUCAUUAUAUUUAUUGGUACAUUACUGAUCAUUAUAUUGAAAUUGAGUUUUAGUUAAAUCAGAUAAACAAUAUACGUAUUU
Rubroshorea leprosula is the source of this 1785-nucleotide messenger RNA. Lineage: Eukaryota; Viridiplantae; Streptophyta; Magnoliopsida; Malvales; Dipterocarpaceae. The record is from the annotation of a GenBank genome assembly.